GUGCGCUGUAACAUACAUACAUGUGGUGGUUUGCAGUGCGAUCAUCAGCCGCAGCAGAAACGAUUUUAAGAGAGGCCUCUUCAACUUUAUAGCCGCCAUGCCUGCCAUAGGCAACUUGGACAACAGGAUAGCAAAUGCACAUCAGCUGCUCACGCAAGAUGUUGAGAGGUUUUGUAACAGCGUGGUGAACCAGUAUUCAAACUUAAGCAAGCUAUUUUUGGAUAUCGUUCUGUAUAUUGUCAAGCUGACAAAUGCUCAGGGACCAGCCAGCAUGAUGGCUUCCCUACUCGUAGCUGACCUUUUCCUUACACACCUUAGAAGGCCUAUUGGUAAGAUGACAGUAGCCGAGCAGCGGUAUGAAGGUGAAAUACAGAUAUGUUAACUCCCGUCUCAUCAUCAAUAGGUAGUGAAGAAAUGGCCUUUUACAAUGGAAAUAAAAAAAUAAAA
Messenger RNA from Spea bombifrons (plains spadefoot toad), 447 nucleotides. Its product is annotated as ATP-binding cassette sub-family D member 3-like. The transcript is spliced from 5 exons. Gene Ontology annotation, cellular component: peroxisomal membrane. Gene Ontology annotation, molecular function: long-chain fatty acid transmembrane transporter activity; ATP binding; ABC-type transporter activity. The record is from RefSeq and is a predicted model, not a curated record. Lineage: Eukaryota; Metazoa; Chordata; Amphibia; Anura; Pelobatidae. Gene Ontology annotation, biological process: long-chain fatty acid import into peroxisome; fatty acid beta-oxidation; peroxisome organization. The coding region runs from base 98 to 382 and encodes 94 amino acids.